Messenger RNA from Blastomyces gilchristii SLH14081, 2564 nucleotides. RefSeq names its product MFS transporter. The coding region runs from base 74 to 1039 and encodes 321 amino acids. The transcript has 3 exons. Lineage: Eukaryota; Fungi; Ascomycota; Eurotiomycetes; Onygenales; Ajellomycetaceae. The record is from RefSeq and is a predicted model, not a curated record. Gene Ontology annotation, cellular component: membrane.
GGGUAUGCCGUUGGUCUGGUCCUAGGAGGUAUAUUCACUGAUACCAUUGGCUGGCGAUGGGCCUAUUUAUUACAUGAUGGCAAUGAUCAACCUCUGCCUUUCUCUGGUAGCUAUCUGGUCACUGCCGUCAGUUGUCAGCCAGUCAGGGGCGUUGAAGCCCUGGACGUGCCGCCUCAUCGAGGAUAUUGAUUGGUUUGGUGCAAUAAUUAUCAGUGUUGCUCUCGGAAUUUUGCUCUAUGUUCUAGCCAUGGUAUCGUCUUCGUACCGUAGGGCCAGCGGUCCACAAAACAUUGCUCUGCUCACUGUAUCGUGUGUUCUGCUCGCUGCGUUUCCCUGUUGGAUGCAUUAUCAAGUUAAGAGAGGGAAGCCAGCACUUAUCCCGAACAGAUUAUGGAAGAGGGCAGCUUUCACGUCGAUCUGUGUAUCUGUCUUCUUCUGCUGGGCUUCUCUGAACGGGAUUGAGUAUUUCAUUACGCUCUACUCCGUACUUCCAACGAGUCGAGGGUCUUUCCGCUCUUCAAACUUCGAUCCGCUUCCUUGCACGCGUCGUAAUGGGGACGGCAGUCAACAUUGCCACGGCCUUCCUUAUCUCUCGCGUCAAAGUCCGCACUCUCGGUGUCGUUUCUGCUCUAAUUACUAUGGUUGCUCCGACUCUUAUAUGGCUACAGUUGAGGUUGGCGAAAACUACUGGCUCCGGCCGUUCUGGGCUUUGCUACUCUCCCCCGUGAAUCCCGAUGUCCUCUUCACCGUCUCAAACCUCGUAAUUUCAGAUGCUUUCCCAGCCGAGAUCCAAUCCCUUGCUGGUGGUGUGUUCAACAAGGUUUCCCAAUUCGGCAACUCUGUUGGUCUUGCUGUCAACUGCUUCAAUCGCUGCCUCUGUAACCGAGCACUCCGGCCUGGAAGAGCAUCGUGCAGCUCUUAUGGAGGGAUACCGCGCCUCCUUUUGGACAAUUUUUGCGGCCACGGCCAUCGUUGUUGUCAUUUCAUUCUUCGGGCUGAAGAAAGGUGGCACAGUGGGAAAAAAGGAGGUCUGAUUUAAGCCAAUCAUGUGCCAUUCUUUCUAUUCCUCCCACCCCUUUUUAUUGUUUCGAGGCGAGCACCCUUGACAAAACAGCCUUUGAAACAACAGCCACGUCGUUUCACUAUUUUCUGCAUCCCCAAAUAAAGCUGCGAGGUUCACCCGCUUCAUUACCCUAUUCCAGAUAAUUUUUCUAUACAGGGACCCAAGGUUGAGCGCAUAUGAGCGCAUAUGCGAACCCCAUAAGGGCAAGGGUGAAGAUGCGAUUUCGGUUGGCGGAAAAUCAGCCGAGACCUCGAGAUUGAAGGAAACUCAUGGGUUAUGCCUUGAGAUACCCUCGGCCUCAAAGUAGGUACCAUAUCGAAUCAACCAGGGGUGUGGUCUGGAUUGCCCUGCAGAAUUGAUUAUCACUUAGCAUUGCCAAAAUUUGCUUGAGUUUUGUGGCCUGUAGAGGCAAUGCUAAUAUGGACAAUUUUUGAUGCCCCCUUUUCCUAUGCACCGUUUAUACAUGUCUGUCUAUUUUGCUAAGACUUUCAUUUUAUCCCAGAUGUCCUAUCUUAGUAGAAGCUACCCUCUCAUAUUUUGAGAAUUUGAGAGUCAAAGCUUUAAUUAAGAAACCAAGUCCAAGUCACUCGCUGUCCCAAUGUUAACCAAAGGAUCAGAUCUCACAGCAAACUCGGCUCUCGGCAUAAAACUAACAACCCCGUUUAAGAUUACAAUGCCGAACGUCCUAGCGAACACCUUCCGCUUUCCUGUUUGCUUGUCGCUUUCUUUUACCCCUCAAUUCUCCUAGAUCGUCAUCGUGGGGUAGCGUUUGAACGUGGGAUCAACAUAGCUGCCAACUUUUCCAACGCGUUCCAGGGAGUCAUGCAAGUCCGGGCCUUUGGAUAGAUAGGACUCCGUAGAAGUAGAGUAGGUUGCAGAGUCGCAGGCAGAGCAACCGCAAAGGGUUGAUGGGGUAGCUCCGCAUCAACCCCCCGAGCUUUCCCUUGCUUCCUCCUUGCGGGAUAGCCCUAUAUUUUCGGAUUCACAGGUUUUGUAGAUCAGUGAGUGAGUGGUCAACACAGCCAACAACCGACAACGAGAUGGAAUAUUUAUUUUACUACUAUGAAAUCCCGCUUCUUCAGACUGUUAUGCACAGUUAAGGGUGUUAAACAGCUCACUAAUUGGCCAUUGCGCGUUCUUUUUAUUUCACCCGUUGCAGGAGCUUCUAUGGAGAUGCGUGGAGAGGGGAGGAAAAAGUUCUAGAACGGGAGGUCAGUUACAUGAUGUCACUUCUUUAGUUUCCUACCAACUGACAACCAGCUGCAUUGAGGGGGGGAAAAUCAUCGGAGAAUUUUCUAGUUCGUUGGUUAUCAGAGUCCCUUUCGCCCUCCUUUUGUGCGGGGAUUUGCGUUUUCCCUUCCUUUAUCCUGUUUUUAAUUCUGUAGUUAGUAGUGGUUUUAAUAAUAUUGAUGUUGUUGGUUGGCCUGGUAAAAUAAAAAUAUGCUGUGUUGCAGACGGUGCAGAUGCAUCCCAUGAAUUUAUGUUAUUGGAAUGGUCAAAC